GAGAGAGAGAGACGUGAAGGGGGUUGGGCAAAAGCGCCUUGGUGCGAUCCCGUAGACUCGAAACUCGAAAUUCCAACGGACCGCAGAGCAGAGCCGUCGGUCGUGCGACGUGGAUCUAAAAUUAAUUAUUGUAUAUUGUAAAAACGAAACGAGUCAAUAAUAAUCCUGACAGGACUGAAAAUAAAUAACAAACAGGACAAUUGCUCGUUAAUUCGGGAUAAUAUUUACAAGAGUUAAUUAUACAGUUUUUCAUUUUUUUUUCAAAAAAAAAAAAAGUGUUUUCACAAUCACGUAAAUGAGAGGACGCAAACGCCGGCGAUGGUUCAUCUGACAAAUAUUUGGAGAAAAUGUGGUUUAUUAGUGUCAAAGUGAAUAGUGAAAAACAUCAUUGAGCUCUAAAAACAAUUUUUUGAGAUUAAUUAAAAUUUUUCAAAUAUAAAAAAUGACAAAUUUUGACUAAUCACUGAAAUGUAAAUCACAAAUUUUGAAAUUUGUGUUUUCUUUUUCGUUUUCUUGACUUUCUCCAAAAAUUUUAAUUUUUAAAUAUUGUGUUUAGUGAAUGAGCGUCUUGUUUUUGAGUUGAUUGUGUUUGAAUUCGCGCGCGUGAUUCGAACAGAAAAGAUGUUGCCGGUCGCGGGAACUUUAUUGUUCCAAUGUGAUGCUGGAAUAUUUGUUAUGACGCGUUCGAUUUGGACAUUCAUUACUGUGUCACGUGUGAUCAUAUGAUAAAUGUAGAACAUAUUUUUAUUGUUUUCCUUUUAUUUUCUUUACGUUCAUUUUUGACUCUCUUUGGCAAAUCACAAUUAUUGGAUUUGAUUUGAAAAAUAAAGCUGGCAACGUGAUAAAUGUGAAUAUUGAAAUUGGCGCGUCACGUGAGUGCGCAUUUGUGCUCCAAAAAAAAAACAAAAAGACUGUGAAUUAAGUCGUGAAUAAUAAUAAUAAUCACUGACGGACAAUUAGUGCGUGGUUUCGCGUGGAGACAAUAUGAGUGAGAUGACGAGUGUAGAGCAGCAGCAUCAACAGCAACAGUUUGUUGGUGGUAGCUCAAAUUCGGAGCAUCACUGUAAGGAUCAUUGUGUGUCAUUUGAAAGUGAAAAGAGCCUCGAGGUGCAUCUUCGUUAUCAUCAAGAGAAUUUACUUAGUCAAUGGGCCAGUCAGGCGCAGCAGGAGGAAAGCAACAAUAACAACAGUAAAGCUGGAAAUCAUAACAGUGGCAAUCAUAUGGUUGUGAAGAGAGAGAGUGUCACAGCACCGGCUGAUUCAAGUGAGUCUUCAUCAAGGCCACCCUCGGAAGGUCCAGCUUCUGCGUCCCAACAUCAGUCUGCUCCAUCGUCGCAGGCUUUCACAAAUUUUCCAACUCCAAUGUAUAACGAAAACGCUUAUUUUGUGCAGAAUGAUCAAUCAUACAUUCUGCCCCAUCAUUACUCUCCACCCAGAGGAGAGGAAAGUCAAAACGGAGGUGGAAGUUACGCGAGGUAUCAUCCCUAUCAGCAUCAGCAACGUUUCUCGCAGGCAGAUCGUGCAAAUUCAGUUAGCUCUACGAGUCCACGAAGUCCUUUGCAGUGUGACAAGUGUGGUGCUGUUUAUGAAGAUCCUAAUCAAUUAGCAGAACAUGUCAGAUCUAAUCAUCCAGCAUCACCAAAUUCCUAUCCUAGUCAAUCUCAAUAUCAGCAAAUGGGUAGUAGUCCACAACAUCAGAUGCAAAGGCAUCAGCAAGCUCAACAACCACAAAUGCAUAAUUCACCAUCACAUGCAAAUCAACAACAACAAACACCUGGGUUUGAUUUUACUGGAGGAUCGAUUAUUAAGACGGAAGUCAAGCAGGAGGCUGAGGAGCAAGCCGAGAUUUUAGAUCUUGAUUCCCAUAAGGUUCAAACUCACAGGUACGAGGAGGACAUGUUGAGGGUUCAACAACAACAACAACAUCAGCAGCAGCAACAACAACAACAACAACAACAGGAAAUACAGAUACAAAUGCAGCAUCAUGUCAUGCAACAUCAACAGAGAACUGGUCCUCAUUCUGUAAGUUCCAUGUUGAAUUGGCCAUCACCACAGAUUCAUGAUUAUCAUCCAAUGGCACCUAUGGAGAAUACCUCUCCCAUGCCUGAUCAGAAUCAAUUCAUGCGUGGUCAACACAUGCCAGUGGAACCUCCAAGGCAUGGUGGUUCACCAAUCAUCACCAGUACACAACCAUUAACAGGCCAUCAGAUUCCACCAGCAAUGUUACCACAGGCUCCAAAAGCAGUUAUAGGUAAUCAAUCCUGGAAAAGCAAUGAAGCUCGCCGGCCAAAGACCUAUAAUUGCACGGCGUGCAACAAGUGGUUCACCAGCUCGGGUCAUCUCAAGAGACAUUACAAUACCACAUUACACAAAAAUGCUGUUAAAGUGAGCAACCAACCGGAUCCCGCCAACAUGCCAAUCAGUGUACAUCAUCAUCCAGGUCGUGAUCAAAAUAUCACAAGUAGAGGAGGACCAUCAAGAUCUCCAGAGUUAUCAUCCUCGGGGAGUCCCCCAAACUUGAUGGCAGGUCCCUCGGGAGAGGCAACGAGGGGCCUGCUGCUCACGCCCAUCACCGCCACCACCACCAACAAGAUCCAUUACACCACCAACAGCAAUUCCAGCAACAGCAACGAGUCUUCAGCAAUCCAAGGAUCUUUGGUCCACCAGCAGAUGCCUUCAACGGUUCGCAUGUCCAACCUUGUCCCACUCAAUUGUCCGCCCCAGUCACCAAUGGGCCACCCCCACCAUCAAAUGGCUUCGCCCUCACAACAACUGGGCCACCACAACAUUCCAAUGGAUUCACCAUCACAAAUGGCGGUCCAUCACCCCAUGAAUUCACCCAUGUCACCCAUGCAACAUCCACCGGCCCACAUGAAUUCACCUUCUCCAAUGGGCCAGCAACAUCACAUGAAUUCACCAUCCCCCAUGAUGGGAGGCGUCCCAUCGAUGGUUUCACCGCCACCGCCGCCAAUGGGGGGUACUUCGAUGCCUCAUCAGCCGUACCCAAACGCUUUGCCCCCCCACGUUACAACUACUACCAGCAUCCCGGGUCUAAUGGAGUCUAUCACCAGUCUAACUACUACUGGUAACGAUCUACCAUCAUCCAUGCAAUUCACCCAGGAAAUGUUACCCGGCUUUGGGACCUUCAGCAAUCAUCAGAGGCCCCUGCCCAGCUUCACCAACUUUGGCAUCAAUUCCGGGUACAAUUUAGUUGGCCACAGUCAUCCACAGGCCGUUAGCGUGGGGGGGCUAAGUCCAGAGGAGAAUCUUUCUCCUCAAGACAAAACCUUCGAUUCGCCCAUACCGACCUAUGACACAUACAGGACAAUGUCGCCACCAAAAUAUGAUACAUUGGCAAAUAUGGAUCUCAUUCAAACCAGCAAUGACGGCAGUCUCUAUAUCAAAUACGCCGACUAUCAACAACCAAACGAGACACAACAACUCUAUCAACAAAUUCCAAGAUCUCGUUUACCAAUUGAGACAAAUAAUAAUCUACCUCAAGGUCCACCAAAGGAGGAGCUCAAUCCCAAUAUUGGCAAGGUGAAAGGCAACAAAUUCAAGGAAAUUGUUACCAAAGAGCAUCAAGUAACAAGUACCAACACCGGUUCACAUUAUAUUUCACAGGAUGGUUUUCACAAAUGCAUCGAGUGCGACAAAGUAUUCAACAAAGCAUGCUAUCUCACUCAGCAUAACAAGAGUUUUCAUUCUGGUGAUAAACCAUUUAAAUGUAAUCAAUGCGGCAAACGAUUUCCCCAUGAAGUUAUGCAUGCCGAGCACCUUCAAAAACACGCCGGUGAAAAGCCCUAUAAAUGUGAGAUUUGUCCUAAACAAUUCAACCACAAGACCGACCUCAGACGGCACAUGUGCCUCCACACUGGCGAAAAGCCAUACGCCUGUGAUACUUGCGGAAAGGGUUUCAUACGAAAGGACCACAUGAUGAAGCAUCUCGAAACGCACAGAAAAAAAUCUAACGCUCAUCACAAUGUUCAUCUAAGAGCAUAAAAUCUAAUCAAGGUCGAAGUUCAUCAUCAUCUCAAAAAGGUCAUCUUUGUAGCCUUCAUCCCGCAAUUCUUUCUAUUUAUUAAUUUUCCAUUCCUAUUCCUUUUGAUCCUCAUCAAAUCAAUAUUUUGUCUUUUCUUCGUCCACAGAUUUUGCUUAUAUUGGCUGUCUUGCUCAACACAUAUUUAGAUGACUGCCAACUUUUGUUCAAGGUCAUCCAAGAGAAUUGUAAGUUCAUCACCAUUAUCUGUUUUUUUUUUUUCCAGCAUCCACAAAAAUAAUUUAAUUUCUUUGUUUUUUCACAAUACAUUAAGAGUAUGCAUCAAAUGAUAUUCUCACUCGAUAUAUUCUCUUAAUAAAAACUAAUGGAAAAAUGCGGGUAAAUUCUUUGAUAAAAAGGAUGCUGGAUAUUCUUCGCGAUAUUCCGAGUCGAUUUAAUGAAAUUUUUUUUUUUUUUACAAAUUGCAUCUCGACUCUGUAGAUUGCGACGAACGCUACAAAAUUGAAAAAAGAUAUCCAAAGUCUUUGAUUGUAAAUCAAAAAAAAGGAUAUUAAAAUGACGCUAAUGUCGCGAUAUCAAAAAAAAAGAAAAUAAAAAAAAAACUUUGAAGCUUAUGAAUUGUACAAAAUAUAUUAAAUGUAUAGGCAUAUAUCAUUGUAAUUAUUGAUUUAUCAUCAAACUAGACAACGGUUUCGAUCCCUAAUUAUGCUAUUCAUAUUUUAUAGAAUUUUCUCUAAAAAAAAAAAGAGAAAAACUUAGAGAAAUGAUGGACAGUAAUGUAUCACUCAAUGUGAAAACGAGCUCUCACGAUGGUAUAUAUAUAUAAUAAAUUAUAAAAUUAUAAAGUCUUCAAAGAAGUAAAAUUAAUUCAAUGAUCAAUUUUAAUUUUUUGAAUCAAAUCUAAAUUCUAUUGCCAUUGUGCAAAAUUGUUAAAAUUUAUUUAAUGACAAUUUUUUUUUGAAAAAAAAGAAGCUUUUUUAUUGAGAGUAGUUUUUUGAAAAAAAAAAAUUCUUUUUGUAUACUACUUGAAUAGUUAUUGUAAACUGUGAGUCAGUAUUAGAUUUUUUGUUGUAGUAAUAAGUAUAUAAAAAAAACGCAAUAUUUAUUUGUCUCUUUUAUUUACUAUAAUUAUAGUAAAUAAAUUUUAAAAUCGUUUUGUGAUGAAAGAAAAAAAAAAUUGUAAAUUAUUUGGAAAUUAUUUUUUUUUUUUUUUGUUAGUGUGUGAACAUUCCGUGAAUGGCAUUCCAGCGACAAAAUGUCGUGAAUCGUUCGGCACGUUUUCACAGUGACGAUUCUUGUUUUUUUAAUCGUAAGGAUAUAUAUAUAAAAGAGAGAGAGAGAGAGAAAAAAAAGAGAGUAAGUUAUAAAUUUUGUGCGUUUUUCGAAGGAAAAUAUGUCCAUUUAAAAUCGUUCUACCAAAUAAAUGAAAUUUUCGUCCAUAUAUACUCAUUUUUAUACCAAGAAAUCAUGUAUAGAUAAGAAUAUAAAUAUAAACAAAUUACAGGUGAUAUUUCCUUCGAAGAACGUAAAGCCAAUCUUACUCGCAAUGUGAGUAAAAAUAAUAUGUUGACCUCGCCAUAACCAAAUAGAAUUGUUUCUGUUUAUCGUUGUUUAAUUGUCCGAUUUAACUAGUUCGCACAUGAAUUGUUUUAUAUUUGCCAAAAUGUGCAUAUCUAGAUUAAACUGAGGUUAAAUUGUGCCUCGUCCGUUGUUAUUUGAACGUCGUUGUUUCUGGAUUCUUUGCGCCAGAUUUGUUGCCUGAUUCGUUUGUUCAGUGCGCGUGUUUUUUUUUUUUUUUUUUUUUUUUUUUUGUCUCUGUGAGUAAAAUACUUCUUGUCAUUCCUCCACCCCCCCACGUUAAUUUUGCAAAGAUUUCAUUUGGACGAGGUGUACCUUAUAUUGUAUAUAUAAAUAUAUGUGCGUGCAAGGAUUUUUUUUUUUAGUUAUUAAUAAGAAUUAUAAAAAACUUGCCAUUAUAAUACUACGUAAAAAUCCCAGAACAGACUACCUCAAGAGUUCAGGAAUUAUCGACGAAUGAAAGAAAGGAAGGAAAGAGUAAAGAAAAAAAAAGCCAAUGCAAUAAUCUAAAAUUAAAAAAACAAAAACUAGAAAAACGUUUUGUUGCGGGCGAGAUAAAUUUUCAUUUUUCCAAAAAAAAAAAAAAAAAAAAAAUUGCUUCUUGACCAAAUUUUUGAAAAUUUUUUUACAUUUUCAUUCCUUUUUCCUUCAAUCAGAGUAUUAUGUAUGUAUGUAUAUGUUAUUUUAUUCGCCCGCUAAUAAACGUAAUAGGCGUAAAUAGAACAUUAUAAAACUGUAAUAUAAAGAAAAGAAAAAAAAAGAAAAAUAGAUUGACGUAUGUUAGAAACAUAUCAAACAGUAUUACUGUAUACUCAGUUUAUAAUUAAAAAUUAAGAUAACAAUUAGGUACGAAAUGAUCAAUGAAAAAUACAUUUCAAUUUCAUAUCAUUAUUUGAUAAAUAAAUUCAUACUCGACUGUUACAUUUUAUAAGACAAAAGAAAAAUAGAUAAAAAAUAAUCGUGCCAUUGCACCCAGCCAAUUAUGUUUGAAAGUAAAAUAACUUAAAUUUCAAAGAGCGUGUUGAGAUGUUUUUUCUUUUUUUUUUUUUUUUUUUUUUUUUAUACAAAAUAACGAAAAAUCCACUGCCGUCAUAUGUAAUUUAAUAAAAAAAAAAGAAACAAAAGCGAUAUCGUAAUAAUGUUCGACAGGUGAAGAUAUAUUGUGAAUUAUGUAUUUCAAGAUGCCAUACACAAGUACCUCAAGACAAAAAAAAAAUAACACAUGUACAAAUGUUCAUACGUUUUCAGAAUAUUAGCUAAUUAAUAAAUAAUUAUAAUAAUCACAGAUGAAAA
Molecule: messenger RNA, 6871 nt
Organism: Leptopilina boulardi
Lineage: Eukaryota; Metazoa; Arthropoda; Insecta; Hymenoptera; Figitidae
Product: ataxin-2 homolog
Exons: 1
Coding region: 985-4002 (1005 amino acids)
Biological process (GO): regulation of DNA-templated transcription
Molecular function (GO): DNA-binding transcription factor activity, RNA polymerase II-specific; RNA polymerase II cis-regulatory region sequence-specific DNA binding
Source: RefSeq, a predicted model, not a curated record